This is a messenger RNA of Morchella sextelata, 655 nucleotides long. RefSeq lists its product as uncharacterized. The transcript has a single exon. The record is from RefSeq and is a predicted model, not a curated record. NCBI's taxonomy places the organism in Eukaryota, Fungi, Ascomycota, Pezizomycetes, Pezizales, Morchellaceae. The annotation marks the transcript as partial.
AUGUCCGACACUACUCAGGAUACGCUGUUGCAGCGCCUUUCAGAAUUUCUGACCACAUAUGGUCCCCUCCCAGCGGAUAUAGACUUCGGUGAUGAACUUACCGAGGCCCAUAAUCUCAUUGCUGAAUGUUUGGAGGCUUUCACUAAGCCUUCCGAAAUCCCCGAACCCGUUAUCGACACGGCCCAAGAAGAGGUCAUUAUCGGCCUCACCAAGGAACUCGAAGCAGCUGACGAAAAGGCUGCCGAACUAUUGCAAACCUUGUCCGAAUGCCAGGAAGACUCUACCGAGACUAUCCGGGGCCGCGAUGAAGUUAUCGUUGCUCUCAAGGGAGAGCUUGAGGAGUCUAAGGCCGAAGAGGAGGAGCUCCGGUAUCACCUGGCACUACAUCAGGAAAGUCUCGCCAUCGCUGAUGAGAACCUCGCUAAUGUUGAAGAUGAGGUUCUUUACAUUACCUCUGUUGCAAAGGCCUGGGAGGCCCAAGCUAAUGCCACCAUUGCUGACCUUCGUUCUCGUAUCUCCGUUUCCACCGUUACAGUUAAAUCUUGCCAUGUCUCCAAGCCUCGUUACCUAGCUCCUUGCGCCAAAGAUCCCCGUUCCAUUAGCAAUUGGCGAGAAAGGCCACUUGAAAAUGGGUCCCCAAAGCCGGCGUUAAAAG